Molecule: messenger RNA, 1802 nt
Organism: Hipposideros armiger (great roundleaf bat)
Lineage: Eukaryota; Metazoa; Chordata; Mammalia; Chiroptera; Hipposideridae
Gene: LRIT2
Product: leucine rich repeat, Ig-like and transmembrane domains 2
Molecular function (GO): protein binding
Source: RefSeq, a predicted model, not a curated record
AUGGCUUCAGUUUCUCACUAUUUUCUGCUAGUUCUGGUCUUUCUGGACUCACGUGCAGCUCAGCCAUCCUGUCUGCCAGGAUGUACCUGCUCAGAGGAGAGUUUUGGCAGGACUCAGCAGUGCAUAUCCAUCUCUUUGGGAAAGAUCCCAGGCAACCUCCCUGAAGAGUUCAAGUAAGUGAGAAUUGAACAUUCAUCCUUAUUUGAAUUGUCCCAAGGGUCUUUCAUCAAUGAACAUCUUUGGCUCAAUUUUAACAAUGUCACUGUGAUUCACCUAGGAGCUCUGGAGCACCUGUCAGAACUGAAAGAACUGAGACUGGAGGGGAACAAAUUUCAUUUAGUACCAUGGACAGCAUUCCAUGCCACCCCACUCCUCAGGGUCUUGGAUCUCAAACACAACAGAAUUGAUGUACUCCCUGAGCUGGCUCUUCAAUUUUUGGUCAAUCUGACUUACCUUGACCUCUCUUCCAAUAGGCUUACAGUUGUAUCCAAAAGCGUCUUCCUGUACUGGCUGGCCUAUCAGAAACACCAGCAGCCUGGCUGUGGGGCCAAGAUUCUCUGCAGCAUGGUGCUGGCACUACACAACAACCCCCAGCUAUGUGACUGUCGCCUAAGGGGACUUGUUGAGCUUGUAAAGUCCAUCAGCCUCCCAGUCAUCCUGGUGAAUCCCUACCUGAUGUGCCAAGGCCCUCUCUCCAAGGUGGGGCAGUUUUUUCAUGAAACAGAGCUCAGUGCUUGCAUGAAGUCCCAGGUCUCAACCCCCAGUGCCAAUGUCACCAUCCAGGUGGGACAGAAUGUAACCCUGCAAUGCCUGGCACUGGCCAGCCCCUCACCAACCAUUGCAUGGACAUACCCCAUGAGCAUAUGGAGGGAAUUUGAUGUGUUGACUUCAUCUACCACAGAAGAUGUUGCUCUGUCAGAGCUGGUCAUACCGCUGGUAGACAGGGGCAACUACACCUGUGUGGCUUCCAACUCCAUUGGCAGGAGCACCACUGUCAUCUCGCUCCAUGUCCUGCCUGCACUCCAGCCUCUCUCCUCCCCCUUGGGGGACAAUGCCGAUGUUGACCUGCAGGUGGUCAAGCAGACAAUGCGAGGGAUCCUGCUGGAGUGGUUUGCAGUGGCCGACACCACUGAGGAGAAGUGGUUCACCCUCUACAUUGCGUCGGACGUAGCCGUAAGGAAGGAAGUUGUCCACAUUGGCCCCAGAAUGGACACAUUCUUGGGGGGCCAGCGUCCACACCAGGGCCAUUGUGUGGUCUUUGUGACAGGCAGAGACCAUGGCAGGCUGGAUGUAAAGGAGCGUCUGCUGCACAUCACAGUGGUCCUGUGUUCAGUGCUGCUCUCGGUGCCCGUGGGCACCUACAUCUGGGCAGCCCAGGCUCCCUGCCGCUGCAGGCAGUGGUGCCGAUGCUUCUGUCCUUGCCACAGGAAAGCCCGGUGCCCCCGUGCAGCCCCACAGCACAGGGAGGACUCCUACAGAGACCAUGCAGCUGUCUGUGAGGAUGGCCUGGGGUGCAGAGACACUGAGGAGGAUGAGGAGAGAGAAGGAGAAGGAGGUAGUGGCUGAACAGUCUGGGCCAGAGGGUGGAAUGGUGUGGGCCCCCAACCCCUGAACCGACCCUCUGUGGCAACUCAGCUUGGCUCGAUCCAUUUAUUUAACAAGUAUUUACUGAGCACCUGUUGGUUCCAGGCACUGAACUUGACACAGUGGACAGGGAGACACAGUUCUUAUUUUCAUGGAGCUGUUGCCAAUGGAUCUUUGUCCUAUCCAAGUAAUUGUUUUAUUAUACACGGUGUCUGGAA